Rhineura floridana is the source of this 2686-nucleotide messenger RNA. RefSeq names its product chromosome 3 C5orf15 homolog (gene C3H5orf15). The transcript has 3 exons. NCBI's taxonomy places the organism in Eukaryota, Metazoa, Chordata, Lepidosauria, Squamata, Rhineuridae. The record is from RefSeq and is a predicted model, not a curated record. Bases 512 to 1339 code for a protein of 275 amino acids.
AAAUAUAAGAGAGGGAGGGUGAUGCAGUUUGAAUUUCCUGUUGCAAUAAUGGACCUUUUCUCCAGUGUAAAUCCGGAAAUUCUAUAUGCCGAUAAUAAGACGCGACAUUAUUAUAUUUUUUCCAGAAGAGUAGGUGUGUUAUUCUGUACAGGAAACCCAGCAGAGUCUUGUGGAAUCGUAAAGCCUAACAAAGUUGUUGUGGCCGUACAAGCUUUCAUGGAGAGCACAGUCGGCUUCCAUCAGAUGUAUGAAGAGAAAUCCUAAAUUGGCAAGCAUAUAUUACACACACGCGCGCGCGGCUGGAGUGGAGAAGAACUGAAUACAAUGAUGACUUCAGAGGGAAAUGAAGUUAGAACUUCAUUUUUCGUUUCUCUGUAAGACUCUGAGAGGGCGGGGCGAAGACUGUAACUCUACGUGCCCAAGUCCUGCGGAGCGUCGUUGCCUAGCAGCGCGUGGAGGGUAGUGGGCGGAUCGCCACGUCUUCGACGGCUGCUGCCGGUUGUCAGCAAACAUGGCUGCCUCCGGACGAAAGAUGAGGGGAGGCGCCGGGGCACGAGAGACGUCGUCGCUGUUGGGUCGGGCUGUUCUCUUUCUUUCGUUUGUGCUGCUGGACUUGGCCCUGCCGGUCCGGGGCCAGUUUCAGGAAGGCACUACGCUUGAGACUGAUCCAACUGAGAAAAUAACUGAUAACUCUGAAACUCAUAAUGUAACAUCCGUUAUUCAAAAAGCCGGUAUGACAAAUACAACAAAAGAAGAUAUACCCUCAACAUCUCUGAAAAUCAAUGUUUCUGUAGCACCUGGGCCGACCAUAGCAAAAGAUAAGCUAGCUUCAUCUUCUGUACCAGCUUCUGUGACUCCUACUUCACAAAUAGUUAUUGAUGCUUCAGAAGACACAAAUAUUAAUGAAGAUGGCAUUACGGACAAAGGCAUACUGUCUAGUUUCCUACCAAUAGUGAAAGGAACUAUAGAACCUGGUGAAUAUUAUGGACCAUAUGGAAUGUCAUCUGAAGACCAAGAUGAUCAAACCAUUUCAGAAUUUACGGAAAAGGUGGCAAAUAUGCACAGUUAUGAAAAUAAGAAAUCAUUUCCUGAUGAGAUGGAUACCACUGUCUCAGAAUCGGAAGAAGAUAGCCAUUUCUUUUUUCACCUGGUUAUUGUUGCCUUUUUGGUAGCUGUUGUUUACAUCACAUAUCACAAUAAAAGAAAGAUUAUCUUGUUGGUCCAGAGCAGAAGAUGGCGAGAUGGACUUUGUUCCAGAACAGUUGGAUAUCAUCGUUUAGAUCAAAAUGUUAAUGAAGCUAUGCCAUCAUUAAAAAUUACCAAUGAUUACAUUUUUUAAAAGCAGUGUGAUCUGAGUUUACUGAACUAGUAAUUUCCUUUGCCUUUUAUAUGAUGUGCACAUUUGCCACGAGCAAUGAGCGUGUGCACACUCUUCUUAUGUUGCAGGUUUUUAACCUAAUAUGAGGGCAUGUAAGAUUAAUACUAACUUUUGGUGACAGCCAGACUUUAAAAAUCAAUGUAUAUUGUGUCAUUUUUAGUCUAUUUAUCUUUCACUAUGUAAUUCCUCCUGCCUGGAGCAAUCUUAGUUUAGAACAUAGCUAAAUAAUAGUCAAUAUUCAAAGUAUUGAUAAAUCUGGCAUCAGUGAAUAAUACUGAAAGGAACUCUGGUGAUUGUUUUUGGAUCAUGUAUUCUUUUUCAUCCUCAGUACAGAUUGCUUACCUUAAUACAACAAAGUGUCCAUCAGUAUAAAGCAGAACUCCUUCUGUAUGAAGAAUUGGGCUGGUAUUUGUUCUCUAUAGUCUUUGCAUAGAUACACAAUUUAAGAGAACAGUAUUUUUCACAUGUUACCGAUCAGCCUGUCUUCUUGCAUAGCUUAUAGAUAUCCAUUUUAAAUACUGGUGGUGAUUAAGAGCCCAUUUUUCUCUGCCAUUUUGCUUCCAAAAAUGACUUGAAAACUCUGAAGUUAAGAGGAACUUUUUCAAGCUUGAUGCUGAGAUAUACAAAAAGAUCUGUAGAAUAAGCUCAUCCUACAUUUCCCUUAAUAUUUUAAGUAGGGGUUGGCAAGACACAAUUUGUGGUUUCAUUGUAUUGCAAACAUGGAAGGCAUAUGAAAGACUUAUUACUUCAAGUAUUGGUCUAAUCAAGGUAAUUAGCUGCAGGUAAAGAAUUGUCAUGAAUUGAAGUCUCCCAAUUUUAGAGAGCGCUGUACUACUUCCUGUAACUUUGGGGGAAAAAAUCCCUUCUGUAUGAAUUGUACAGAAAUGUUCUUGGUACACUGGGAUACUUUAAAAUAAAGUAUGUACUUUUGCUAUUUAUGUUCAUUUUCACAAGUUGUAAUUAGUAAUAAUUAGUACUUUUACUUUAAUGUACAUCCUGUACAUGAGCGAUUCAUUUUCCAGCACUGAAAAAUAUGUAAAUAAUCAGUUGGGACUGUAAUUCAUUACUUUAUAUGCAAGUAUUAUUGUACUAUUCUGAAAAACACUUGCACAUCUGGCAUGGGAAGAGUUGCUAUGGGCAUGAUCUUAUUUUAGUAGAUAAAGCAAUUGAGCUACAUUUAGUAUGCCUAAAAACAAAAAGGUGAAGCACAACAGUACCUGCCAGAAAUGUUUUCUUGCAGUAAUUUUUAUCAUAUAUUAACUUGUAUCACUUUUAAUAAGAUUUUUCAAAUAAAUUUCAAGGAUAUAA